UCCUUCUGGGUUGGAAUCAUUUGACGGGAUGAUGAAAGGGCUAAAAAGAAAGAAAAUUGUUGUGUUUUUGGAUUAUGAUGGAACUCUUUCUCCCAUUGUUGAUGAUCCUGAUCGAGCUUUCAUGUCUUCUGAGAUGAGGGAGGCUGUAAGAGAAGUGGCAAAAUGCUUUCCAACGGCGAUAAUAAGUGGAAGAAGCCGAGAUAAAGUAAAAGAGUUCGUGAAAUUAAGUAAUGUUCAUUAUGCUGGGAGCCAUGGAAUGGACAUUACCAUGACUCCAACUUCCGACAAUGAGGUCGAUGGGGUUUCUUUUCAACCAGCCAAGAAAUUUCUACCAGCAAUUCAACAAAUUAGGGAAGUGUUAGAGGAAGAAAUUACUAGAAAAAUUGAAGGGGCAAUGGUGGAGGAUAAUAGAUUUUGUGUUUCAGUGCACUUUCGACAUGUUCAUGAGAGGGAUUUGGAAAAUUUGAAAAGGAAAGUAGAGACUGUUCUUGAAAGAUAUCCUGAUUUUCAUAUAACUUUAGGAAAAAAGGUUAUGGAGAUAAGACCUACCAUAAAUUGGAACAAAGGGCAUGCAAUGGAAUAUUAUCUACACACUCUUGGACAUACUAAUGUAGACGAUGUCGUUCCUCUAUAUAUUGGAGAUGAUCGAACCGAUGAAGAUGCUUUCAAGGUAAUACAAAAGAGAGGGCAAGGGAUUGCAAUACUUGUAUCAUCAAUACCAAAGAACACGAGAGCAUCAUACUCUUUGAAGGAUCCACCACAAGUUCUGGCCUUUUUGUUAAGGCUAGCAAGAUGGAGGAAGUCCUCACCUUGAUCUUCAAUAACAAACCCACCUCCUUAGAUUUAGAGAUAAAUAGAGGAGGUGAUUUUUAGAAAAAUAUUUAGGCAUAUAGGUAUCCACCAAAGUGCAUGUAUAUGACUUUGGAAAUUAAACAAGAUAUGGAGAUACCUAAAUCCUAUUAAUAUUUAUAAACACACAUGCGUUUUAUUUGUUGAUUAAUAUGAACAUAUAAUAACAUGUGUAUACACACAUUGUGCCCCUUUUUGGCAAAUUGAGCCUCAUUCAGAAGGUUGUUACAUCUAUUGGCUCAACAUUGUUAUAAUUUUAUUA
Molecule: messenger RNA, 1111 nt
Organism: Cucumis sativus (cucumber)
Lineage: Eukaryota; Viridiplantae; Streptophyta; Magnoliopsida; Cucurbitales; Cucurbitaceae
Product: trehalose-phosphate phosphatase B
Exons: 8
Coding region: 29-814 (261 amino acids)
Biological process (GO): trehalose biosynthetic process
Molecular function (GO): trehalose-phosphatase activity
Source: RefSeq, a predicted model, not a curated record